Molecule: messenger RNA, 2464 nt
Organism: Urocitellus parryii (Arctic ground squirrel)
Lineage: Eukaryota; Metazoa; Chordata; Mammalia; Rodentia; Sciuridae
Gene: Rasl12
Product: RAS like family 12
Molecular function (GO): GTP binding; GTPase activity
Source: RefSeq, a predicted model, not a curated record
GCUCGGGUCGGGCGCGCGGUACCGACGCGUCCGCCCCAGGGUGCCACGACUGCCGCUCCCGGGGGCCCCGACGGGCGGGCGCGCUGCUCGGGACCCGUCGGCCCAAGACACGUGUCGCACUCACCGGUGUCGCCAUGUCCUCGGUGUUUGGAAAGCCCCGUGCGGGCAGCGGGCUGCAGAUCGCGCCCCUCGAGGUCAACCUGGCCAUCCUGGGGCACCGCGGGGCGGGCAAGUCCGCCCUGACCGUGAAGUUUCUGACCAAGAGGUUUAUCAGCGAAUAUGACCCCAACUUGGAGGACACCUACAGCUCUGAGGAGAUUGUGGACCACCAGCCUGUCCAUCUGAGGGUCAUGGACACUGCAGACCCGGAUACCCCCAGGAACUGCGAGCGCUACCUGAACUGGGCCCACGCUUUCCUGGUAGUUUACAGCCUCGACAGCCGCCAGAGCUUUGAGGGCAGCAGCAGCUACCUGGAGCUGCUGGCCCUGCACACCAAGGAGACACAGCGCAGCUACCCCACUCUGCUGCUGGGUAACAAGCUGGACAUGGCCCAGUACAGGCAGGUCACCAAGGCCGAGGGUGCGGCCUUGGCUAGCAGGUUCGGGUGCCUGUUUUUCGAGGUGUCUGCUUGCCUGGACUUUGAGCAUGUGCAGCACGUCUUCCAUGAGGCAGUGCGAGAGGUGCGGCGGGAGCUGGAGAAGAGCCCCCUGGCCCGGCCCCUCUUCAUCUCUGAGGAGAGGGCCCCUCCCCACCAGGCCUCACUCGCCACCCGGCACGGGCUGGCCAGCUGCACCUUCAACACUCUCUCCACUGUCAGCCUGAAGGAGAUGCCCACCGUGGCCCAGGCCAAGCUGGUCACUGUGAAGUCAUCCCGUGCCCAGAGCAAGCGCAAAGCUCCAACUCUGACCCUGCUGAAGGGCUUCAAGAUCUUUUGAGAGCUCUCCUCAGGAGCCCUGGCUUGACUGCUGGGCAGAGCUGCAGAACAGGGGCUGGUUUGUCACCACCAGUUUUUCCUCUGAUGGACCUCACCCUCUGGUGGAAAGCUGGCCCCACCUCCAGCACCAAGCAGUGACCCUAAAUCCAGUUCAUUGUGUGAGCCAGAGGGACAGGCAGGGAUGCUGUUCCUGUUCCUGUCAGACCUCGGUUCUCGUGGUAACCACUACACCUAUGACCCUGGAGGGAAAGAGCUACUGCGACAGCUCAGAAACCUGGGGUCAGCCUUAAGCAGGAAGAAACUGAAGUGUCCAUCCUGCUGCCAGGAUCCCUGGCUGCCAACUGUGGACCCUAGUGGAUGGACAGCUCUGAGAGGCCCCGUCCACGUKAAGGCAGUAGAGAUGGCCCUGAAGGCCUAGCACCACCUAGUGGAGGGGAAUGGAAGAGCGGCUGCUCAGAGGCCAGAACCUGGUCCUCCCACUGUCAUCUUCUGACCUCAUAGAAGCCCCAAGCAGCAAAUUCUACAGUUUUUCCUGAAGAAAAUUUAGUUAAAAUAAUUCUAUUAUUUUAUCUAUUAUAUUAUCUGGAAUCAGGAUACUCCCUGGGAUCCCACUGUUAGCAAGAAAAGGCUCUCAGCUUGGACAGGGAAAAGUCCCAGGCAAAGGUAUUUCCAGCACUUUGCCUCUCCAUGCAGGUAAAAGGGAGAGGGCUGUGGGUUGCCUUGGGUAGGAAGACUCUAGCUCUAUUUUUUUUUUUUUUACCAACAUCGGGGUCUUCUUGUACCUCCUUUGUUAAGGACAGUGUCCAUAGACCCUCAUAACCAACCUCCUCAAGUUGAAUGACCAAGGCUGCAGGAUAGAUUUGUUCUCUCUAGUGACAGUUCCCUAGGGCCCCAAGGAGCCCACAGUUGGUGGGAUCAGAUGCCAUCUGGCGGAUACUUAUGGGUAGAAACAGUAUACAUGUCUGUAGCCUGGCUUGGCAGGACCCAGGAUUCCUAGCAGUGGGUCGGAGACAAAACCUAGAUCAUUUUGGGUUAAUAAAGCAGACUUUUGCAUAAAUUAUUUGGUGUUGCCAAACACCAACAAACAAAUACCUUAUGGCUCAGAUCUGGAAUCAGGAUACUCCCUGGGAUCCUACUGUUAGCAAGAAAAGGCUCUCAGAGGCAGGGAGUGCAAACGUUUCCUAACUGUUUACCAUGAAUCCUCAGCAGAUAAGCAGGUACAGGAGAGGGCUCUGGUGGGUGGAAGGGCCAACAAGGGAAUUCUGACCCUGAAAUCCUGCUCCUUCCCCUCUUAACCAGCAGUCCCAGGAGCUUGGAUUGGAAACAUCUCUAACAUAGUUUUCAGCCCCACUCCAAAAAUGGAGAAGCUGAGGUUAGGGGGAGCCCACGAACUAUUCAAGACUGCAUACUGGGGGUCCUGGCCGGGGUUUCUGACCYACAGCCUGGCUGGGAUUGUACACUUUACUCCAAGCCAUUGUGUGUUUGUGGACCACCAUUGUUUGAACAUACUAUGCAAUUCCAGCUGCCCAC